GCGUUGGCGGGUGGUGGCGGGUUUUUGGGCGGUGGGGAUCCUGAUGGCGAUGGAAUCGAAGCAAGGAGGCCUUCGUGGCAUGUUCAAUCCAUAUUCCUCAGCAGAUCCUUCGAUUAAUGUACCUGUGUCUUCGUCUCCCGGGCUUGCACAAAUAUCGCCGUACCUCAACUUUGAUCCAUCAUACCUCGGUGCCACACAGCCAGAGUUCAUCUUCCCUGAAGGAGCCUCAAAGCAGCGGGGCCGGUUUGAAGUGGCCUUCUCUCAGAUAGGAGGUGGCUGCCUGGGCGGCGGCCUGUACGGCGGCGCCAUCGGUCUGUUCAGCGGCAUACGGGACACGCAGCUGGCCGGCCACACGGGCGCCGUGCGCCGCACACAAAUGAUCAACUACGUGAUGAAGCGGGGCGCGGCGUCCGCGAACACUGUGGGCGUGAUGGCCGUCAUGUACUUCUCCUUCGGCGUGCUGCUGUCAUGGGCGCGGGGCACCGACGACGAGCUGAACACGCUGACGGCCGGCACGGCCACCGGCCUGCUCUAUAAGUCGUCAGCUGGCGCGCGCCGCUGUCUGAUGGGCGGCGGGGUGGGCCUGGGACUGGCAGCCGCCUACUGUCUGGCCACCUCGCGAGAUCGGCUUCAAAGCCUGCGCACCUACAGCUAGUCCGUCCGCCCCGACCGUCAUCCAGUCAUGGUGUGUACCGCCGUGGCCGCGCGUUCCCAUGGAGCGGCCGGCCCAGAACCGUACCGCCAUUGGCUGCCGACUGUGACAAAGCGCUGCAGUGGGUUGUGCGGCCCAGGCUGGACGGCUGUCGUUUGUGUUGGUCAAAGUUGGACGCUGUCAUUGGGUGUCCGAUUCGAUGUUUGGUGGCCUCUGGCCGUACG
This is a messenger RNA of Pollicipes pollicipes, 876 nucleotides long. RefSeq names its product mitochondrial import inner membrane translocase subunit Tim23-like. Lineage: Eukaryota; Metazoa; Arthropoda; Thecostraca; Pollicipedomorpha; Pollicipedidae. The record is from RefSeq and is a predicted model, not a curated record. Gene Ontology annotation, biological process: protein import into mitochondrial matrix. Gene Ontology annotation, molecular function: transmembrane protein transporter activity. Gene Ontology annotation, cellular component: TIM23 mitochondrial import inner membrane translocase complex.